Messenger RNA from Clunio marinus, 2098 nucleotides. NCBI's taxonomy places the organism in Eukaryota, Metazoa, Arthropoda, Insecta, Diptera, Chironomidae. The record is from the annotation of a GenBank genome assembly.
GUAUUGCCAGAUCAAAGUUGUCUUUGUUUAUGUUUUCUUUGUGCAUUUUUUUGUUUUUCCCAUUGUCUCGAGAAAUGUGACUGUUUUCCAUGCAUUCCGUUUUAAAAACAGAUUGUGAAUAUACGUAUUUAGCAACGCUCAGUGAAGAGAUUUUUCUUAAGUCUUUGUGUCGAUUAUAAAAAGCAAAAAUCUGUGAUUAUUUUAUACCGAUAUGAUGUCAAAAGAUUUGUCAAAUUCUCCAGAUGAAAGUUUGUAUCUUAGCAUACAAUCUAUUCCGUCCCUCGCAACUGAUGAUGUCACUGAAAAUGGCCAAUCCAAUAACGGACUUAAAACUCGAAAUUUCGCCUUACAAUUGGUGGAUUCGUUGAAGAAUUCGUUGGAUAUACGUGAGUUGAUCGAUAUAGAGCUGGUCUCAGGUACCGAUAACAAAAGAGUACCAGCCCAUAAGAUCAUUUUAUCAUGUAAUUCGCCAUAUUUCUCGGCAAUGUUUAAUUCGCCUUUGAAAGAGUCUAACGCAUCUGAAGUAUUGAUACAAGGAGUUGAUGGUGAAACAUUGGAGAUUCUAGUAAAUUACUGUUAUUCGGGAACGUUAUCAAUAACAGAAGAUAAUGUUGAGAAAAUUCUUUCAACAUCCUGUCUCUUCCAAAUGCCCAAUGUGAUUCAAGCGUGCUGCAAUUUUUUAGGUAAACAACUCGAUUUCUCCAAUGCGAUCGGCUUUACUCUCUUCGCUGAGCAGCAAAACUGUGAUGAUCUUUAUCAACUUUCAUUGAAUUUCACUGCAAAAAACUUCAUGGAAAUCUAUCAAAAUUCUGAAGAGUUUUUAAAAAUGGACGUUGAACAAUUGUCGACGCUUUUGAAAAACAAUGAUCUGAAUGUGACAAGUGAAGAAGACGUUUUUAAAGCACUUGUGAAAUGGAUUAAUCAUCAAGAUGACAGAAAAAAACAUAUCAAAACAUUAUUGCCUUUAGUUAAACUGUCACUUCUCAGUCCCAUUUUCAUUGCUGAUCAUGUUGAAAGUUUUUGUACGACACUUGAAACUCAAAAAAUAAUCUUGGAUGCUUUAAAAUGGCAGUUGAUCCCAGAACGAAGAAAUCUUUCUGCUGAUUCUUCCGUUCCAAGGAAAUCGACGGUUGGAAAACUUCUUACAAUUGGUGGCAUGGAUCAACACAAAGGAAGUAUUAACAUUGAAAGUUACGAUCCACGUGAAGAUAAAUGGGAUGUUUUAAAGAAUAUGCCGACUCGCAGACUUCAAUUUGGAUGUGCUUUAUAUAUGGACAAAUUGUUGAUUGUUGGCGGUAGAGAUGGAUUAAAGACUCUUAAUAACGUCGAUGCAAUUGAUCUUCAAACUAUGACCUGGACAUCAUUAUCAUCACCACUUGCAACUCCACGUCAUGGUCUUGGUCUUGCUUUAUUGAAAGGCGCCCUUUAUGCAGUUGGAAAGUUUAAAAAAUAUUUUUGCAGUGGACAUGAUGGAUGGAGUUACUUAAACACUGUCGAACGUUUAGAUUUAACAACGAAAACAUGGAGUUGUAUUGCACCAAUGCAAACAAUGAGAUCAACUGCUGGUGUUGCGAUUCUUGAUGAUAAACUUUAUGUUGUGGGAGGAAGGGAAUCGUCGAUUUGUCAUCGGACAGUUGAAGUUUAUUGCCCUCAUACGAAUCGUUGGAUGGGGAGAUCGCCGAUGAAUAAACGACGUGGUGGAGUUUCUGUGGCUUCUUAUAAUGGGGGUUUGUAUGUAUUUGGUGGUCAUGAUUUGCCAGUUAAGAAUCCAUCAUGUCAAAGAACGCCAUCGAUUGAGAUAUAUGAUCCGAUCACUGAUACGUGGACUUUAAUUGCGAAUCUUGACAUGGGUCGCGAUUCUAUAGGUGUAGCUGUUUUAGGAAAUUCCAUCAUAACAAUCGGUGGGUUUGAUGGUACAAAUUACUUGAAGACUGUUGAGAAGUUUGAUCCUCAAACGAAAAAAUUCGAAAAGUUAAAAUCGAUUACUUUUCCAAGAGCUGGCGCUUGUGUUGUAGCUGUUGGAAAUAAUCAAUUGAGUGGUUGUAGCAACGAAAGUUUUUUCAGUACACCAGCAAUGUCUCAUUCAUCCUCAGUUUAG